Molecule: messenger RNA, 3526 nt
Organism: Drosophila willistoni
Lineage: Eukaryota; Metazoa; Arthropoda; Insecta; Diptera; Drosophilidae
Product: SEC14 domain and spectrin repeat-containing protein 1-B
Exons: 10
Coding region: 142-3291 (1049 amino acids)
Source: RefSeq, a predicted model, not a curated record
UCUACGAAGACAGAGCGAGAGAGUGGGGAUCGGGUCCGAUCGAAAUGACUGUUUCAUUCAGCAAUUAAAGAAGAAACCGACAACCAUAGAUCCAUCCAUUCAUCCAUCCAUCUAUCCAACGAUAGUCCCAUCACAUCUGAGAUGGAGGAGGACGUGUUGAAUGCCCUGCAAACUCGCAGUGUUUAUCUUUCUGGGGGCUUCGAUCGCCAGAAGCGAAUCAUAUUCAUAGUAAAUGCAUUUAAUGAUCUACAAAUGUGGAAUCGCAGAUGUCUGCAGUUGGCUUUGGACUAUCUCAAACGUUCGCUCAGUGCUUCGAUCUUGCAAAACGGUGUCAGCGUGAUAGUAAAUGCCCAAGAGACCAGCUCCCGUAUCUCACGGCAACAUGUGCGUGAGAUCUAUGCUUUAUUUGGUGGCGAUAUAAGCGUAGAUUUGUAUCUAGUCAGAUCGGAGGGUUUCUGGGAAAAGCAUGUGGAGCCAUGCGCCAAAUCUCAAAUCAAAGGCGAGCCCUUGGUUUUGUCGAAGGCACGGCUGGCCAAGUAUGUAGAGCCUAACAAUUUGCCCGAGGAACUGGGCGGUAACCUGCAAUUCAAUUAUGAUCUGUGGCUGCAGCAGCGCAAGUCAAUUGAUGAAUUCACCAAGACUCAUGCUCAGACUUUGGCUGGGAUGGAGCAGUUGCUGAAACUUUUAAGUGGCAACAAAUCCCUGAGACCAACGGAAGCGGAUGUUGAGCUAAAGAAAAGCGCCCAGUUGCAUACCCACGUUCAGCGUAGUAUUGAGUCUGCGAUUGAAAUGGGUAAUGCGAUCUUGGCUCGCUUUAACGAGGUCUAUGAAACGCCACAAGCGGCCGCACCUGUUGCUCCACAAGCAGCAGCAAGCGCAGCAGAGACAACAAUAACCACCUCUCCCGCCGUCCUCGUGGCUGCCGCCGGUGGUAAACCCGCAUUGCCACCCGACCUCGUCUGUGAGCGUGCCCGCAUCGAGUUGAGGUUGAAUGAGAUCGAAAAGAAACAAACAGCCAUACGGACCGCUUGGCUGGAGUUACUUAGAUCGUUGCGAGAGGCACGCGAGCUUAGUACUUUGGAGGAGGGCGUGGCCUUUGUCACCAACUGGAUUUUACAGCAGGCCGAACAACUGCUCAGCCGGCAACGUAGCGUGGGCAGGGAUGUACGAGCCUGUGAGACACUGCGGGCGGCCCAUGAUCAAUUAGAAAUGGAAUGCCGUGAUACCUAUGGCUGCUAUGCCGAACUUCUUUACAAAAUCGAGCAAUUUGUCAAAGAGCGCACCGAGAAAUUAUCCGUGUGCCAGGAUUUGUUAUCCCAAAGGGAUUUUAUGCAAUUUGUUUGCCGUUCGUUUGCCAAACGUUUGGAAAGGCGGCGUAACAUUUUGAUGACUGCUUUGCGUUAUCAUCGGCUGCUCGAACAAUUUGAAGAGCUUCUGAUCACUGGACAACAUGUGAUGGAGGUGGAUAGUCGAUCUCUGCAAUGGCCAGAGGCCGAACAAAUGCUUAUGCAAUUGAAGAGUAAUCAACAAAUGAUGGCUCUGGUCGAACGCGAACUUGUUCGCGAGGGCGAAAAACUAAGCGAUAUGCUUGCCAUGCCGGUGAAAGAUGCCUUGGGCCGUGACCUCCAGCUGGAUUAUAGCAACGACAUUGCCCAGCUGCGACGCCAGCUCGACGCGAGUCGUGAGCGACGACAGCUGUGCGGACAGCGUCUGGCAUUGCAGCGGCUCACCUUGGAGCAGGUGACCCACAUCCAUGCCUAUGAGGAAGAUGCAAGACGUGCACUGGAUUGGCUGGGCGAGUUAUAUGCCGUCUUGUUGCGGUGUCACUCACAUGUUGGCUGCAACAUACACGAGAUUCAGCUGCAGAAGGAUGAGCUUCAGGGUUUCGAGGAAACCGGACGGAGCAUUUACAACUAUGGUUGCCAGUUAGUGGAGGCAUCGCAGACUUUACGUCUGUGCUGCAAACUAGCACUGUCCGAUCCUGAACUCAUUUCCCAGCAAUUGCAGCACACCUGGCAUAGCCUUCAAUCGAUAGCCCAAGAGCAAAUGACACGACUGCGUGUCUCAGCUGUAUUCCAUCGCAGUGUGGAGGCAUACUAUCGCCAAUUGAGGGAAUUGCGACCCCUGCUCACCCAGGAAUUGGCCACUCAGCUGCAUCAGCAGCAACGGCAGCAACAUAAUCGCAGCAGCAGCGGCAUAAGCAGCGAUGCGGAUGCGGAUCUUUCACCCGAACUAUCACCGGUUUAUAAAACUCUGGGUGAAUUACCAGCCCGUUUGCAGCGUCAUUUAAUGGCCCGGGAACAGCUACUAGUGGAAGUGGGUCGCAUGGUCCGACUGGGUAGACUUCUCAAGAAACGUUUGAAGGAGCCGUUCAUCUUGGACUCUCUAACUGGCAAGAGUGUUGUGGCCGAUGAGCUACCCUUGGACAGCAGUCCAAGUCCCUUGCAUGACAGUGGUCGCACCAGUAGUGCGGGCAGCGAAGCUCUUAGUGGUGAAACAUCGCCACCGGCUACUCUAAAGAUUCUACCAACUGGUAGCAAUGAAUUGGCCUGUGCUGCAAUAACCCAUAAACUAAGCGCCAUUGCCGAGGUGGCCGAAUCUUUGGAUGCUGUUAUCCGAGAUGUUCAGCAAGAGGGCGAAGUCGAUGGUCCCAGUAAUAGUAAGAAGCUGGGUAAUAUUGAGGAUUGGCAAUCCCGUUCCACCGAAGAUGAAUCUUUUGCCACUGCGUCUGAGGGAAACUUCACACCGAAUUCGCACUCAUCAUCAUUUCAAACGGCCUCUGGACGAACCAGCUCGUAUAUAGGCUCAGCCAAGAAUUCCUUUGACGAGGCCGAUGACUCAACACUGAGCACAUUUGAAAUACCAGAACUACCACAAUCACCAGUGCAUAAUAUGUCCUUUGAUAGUUCCGAGUUGAGCUAUUUUUCGGCUCAACAGCCAAGCAAGGCGGAUGAUCAGGAUAGUGUGGCCGGAGUGGCCGAUUUGCAUAGUCAAAGUGUGACUCCCACGCCCGAUGAUGAGCAGCAACAGCUGCGUCCCAUGCCACAGCCCAUCGAAUCUGAUAGUGAGCUAGAAGGUUUUGGUUUAGCCUCUGGCAUUACCACCGAAUUGGCACCCAGUGUAUCCACAGCCCAUACGCCAGAGGUGAGUGCGAAUUGUCGCAAUGCUCCAACUUCAGCUACAGCUACAGCUCCUACUACUAACUCCAACGAAUCGAAGCCGCCUGCCUCGUGGCGACGCAGCAAAUAUUACGAAAAUAUAACUAAACAAACGAUCAAGGGAUUCCUUUGAAAUAUCCAAGAGAACAGACAGAUCGGAAAAACCCUGACUGCCUGUCCCGCCAUUUAUGUAUGCCUGCCCAAUUAACAAUCCUCGAGCCAUUUGCUUUUCCAACAUCAGUCUUGCCAUUCAUUUAAAUUAGUUGGCAUAUUAUUCAUGUUUUCUCUCAUCUCUAUUCAUUUGAAAUUAGUCUAUUUUAGCUCAUGAGCUAAAAGAAAAGUUUUUUUUUGGCUUUUGUUUUUUAUUU